AUCAACCCUUCUACCUGAACCAGCAUGGAAAACGAGAAGAAUUCCGUCAAGAAAUUAAACGAGCAACCCUUGAGGCCAGUCGAUUCUCUGACGGACCGCAUGCCGUCGGAGAACAACAGCCAUCAUAAUCUACCACUAGCAGCGGCACCCCAAGCUCUAUUUCAGAAGCUCAGUAUACUAGACCGCUUGCUCACGCCGGCUAUAUUGGUAUGCAUGAUCGUCGGGGUGGUCAUAGGCGAGUUUGUACCUGGUGUGCAGCAAGCGUUCGACACCGUCAAAUUCUACAGUGUCUCCGUCCCGAUUGCAAUAGGGCUCAUUGUUAUGAUGUGGCCUAUUCUUACCAAGGUCAAAUAUGAAGCCCUUUCGCGAAUAUUGUUGUCGAGACGUUUAUGGAUGCAUAUGGGAAUUAGCAUGAUUCUGAACUGGAUCAUUGGCCCCCUUAUUAUGCUCGGUGUUGCAUGGGCUACGCUCCCCGACCUCCCGACGUACAGGACAGGUGUGAUCCUCGUCGGGCUCGCUCGUUGCAUUGCCAUGGUCAUGGUGUGGAAUCAGUUAGCCGGGGGGGAUGGUGAAUACUGCGCGAUUCUCGUCGUCGUUAACUCGGUGCUCCAAAUCAUCCUCUACUCACCCUACGCAGUCUUGUUUGUGAACGUCGUUGGACACACCGAGCAGGGUGUCCAUCUUGCAUACGGUUCGGUGGCGAUCUCAGUUCUCAUCUACCUUGGAAUUCCUCUCCUUGCUGGUGUCAUCACACGCUUCACAGUCAUUCGACUGACGUCGAAGGAAUUCUUUGACACGACUUUUGCACCACGAUUUUCCCCUCUCUCCUUCAUCGGUCUCCUGUACACCAUCAUCGUUAUGUUUGCAUACCAAGGACAUCACAUCGUGCAGAAUCUCGGUCCUGUUUUCCGGGUAUUCGUACCAAUGAUCCUAUAUUUCGUGAUCAUGUGGACGUCAGCAUUUGCGCUUGUGUUCUGGCUCGGUCGCCGAGAAUUUCGCAAAGGGAACACGGAUAGUGGUAAUUUCUCGUAUGAGCUGGCAGUGGUGCAGGCUUUUACUGCAGGAAGCAACAAUUUCGUGCGUAUCUCCAGGUCGCUUUAUUGAAUGAUGUACUAAGCAAGUGGAUUGCGUAGGAGCUUGCGAUUGCAGUAGCAAUCUCUGGGUGGCCCAAUAUUUGCGUG
This is a messenger RNA of Suillus discolor, 1181 nucleotides long. RefSeq names its product sodium bile acid symporter family-domain-containing protein. Gene Ontology annotation, molecular function: arsenite transmembrane transporter activity; antimonite transmembrane transporter activity; antiporter activity. The coding region runs from base 25 to 1104 and encodes 359 amino acids. Gene Ontology annotation, cellular component: plasma membrane. NCBI's taxonomy places the organism in Eukaryota, Fungi, Basidiomycota, Agaricomycetes, Boletales, Suillaceae. The record is from RefSeq and is a predicted model, not a curated record. The transcript has 5 exons. Gene Ontology annotation, biological process: arsenite transport; antimonite transmembrane transport.